Molecule: messenger RNA, 972 nt
Organism: Dentiscutata heterogama
Lineage: Eukaryota; Fungi; Glomeromycota; Glomeromycetes; Diversisporales; Gigasporaceae
Source: the annotation of a GenBank genome assembly
GAUGACCAUAUUAAAGGAGCACCUGAACAGGCAUUCGAGGUUGAUGUUGAUAAAGUUACAUCAAAAAGAGAAAUCAAACCAACUGAUAAAGUUGAUAAAAUCGAGGAAUGCGAAACUGAGUUGGAUACUUUAUGCAAAAAAAAUUUCAUAACAUAUGGCGGUAUCAAAGCGAUAUUACCUUGGCUUUCUGUAUUUCUUGGUGUAUCACAUCAAGAGUCAAAAAGUAAGCUAAAGAACUGCAAAAAAUCAACCAUUUAUUCGAUUACCAAAACAAAAAGAGCAUCCAUCGUUUUAUCAAAAGAAAACAUUCGUUUAAAACCUGCUUUUAUUAAUGACAUUAAAAAAAUAUUAAAUAAUAAUGAAACAAAAGAUGUUAAUAAAUUAGAAAUCCUUCGUGAUAUUACGAAAAAAUACGGAAAUUUCUAUGCGAGCUACAUUGUUUUUGGAGGAGCUACAGUUAAAACUCAAAUAAAUACUAAAAAUUCGAGCGAGAUUACAGAAGAUAAAAUGACUGAUGUUAACAUUACAAUCAGCUCUAUUGUACAGAAUGGGUUUACAUUUAUAACCAAAAAUAAAUCAAAAACUUCUGCUGAUAAUAAGUAUUCAGUAGAGCGAAUUAUUGGCAACGAAUCGAGCGAAAACUACGAAGAUUGGGGAAUAGUUGAAUAUGAUGGCGUUAAUCCAAUAUUUGAAUUGCUGGAUUUUGAAUUGCAAAAGAAAAUCAAAGAAAUCUUGGGAUAUAGAAUUUUAAAAGCAAAUGUUGAAGAAAUCAAGUUUGAUUGGAAUGUUACAGAAAAAAAACAAUAUGUAUAUCAAUUCGCUAAUAAACUGAAUGAAAUUCCGGAUGGGCAUGAAUGUCAUAUUUUUGCAUCAAUAAUGAACAAAGAGGAUGAGAACGUAUUUUCAUUGCGAGUAGAUUAUGAAGAUAGAUAUAGCCCUGUAAUUUUAGUUCAUGGCUGUGUAUAUUCUUAA